CACCAAGACUGAAAAAAAUAAGUGAAAAGGUCAACGAACUUCCCAGAAGCAGCAGCUCCAAUAGUAGGUGGCAAUAAGCGGAAAAACGCGCGCGAGCGAGUCUCGAACCGGCCGGCUUAAAUCGGCAUCACAAAACCAGGAAAAAAUAAAGAUUGCAGCAGCAAAUCACACAAACAAAUCGAGGCCGCCGUUGCCGAGUGAAAUGAUGUUAUCUUUGUGAAUCACCAUAAGGCACAGCCAGCACACAUUCGCAUCAUAUCGUUACGCGUGUUUUUCUUACGCGCUGCGGCAGCACGACGAAUUCGCACGCCUCAACUGACGCGUGGUUGGUUUUGCGAAAUCUCAGUUGGAGGAUCUUCCCUCUGACUCCGUUGUCGUCGUCUCCUCGGUUUUCCUCAGGGCGGAUUGUUCCUUGUGCAAACAUCUCGGCCCCGGGUGAGGGCGGCGUUUCUUCAAAGGAAAAACGUAUGAAUGACGGAUCUCAAUGAACGACGUGUGCCUCUCGUUUGUCGGGUCUUUAUUAAUAGCUGACGCCUGAUGGUGUGUAUGUGUCCUCUGCGUUCGUGUUCUCCCCAUCAGGAGGAGGUUUCUUUGAGAAGAUCUUAAGCAAUCGUCAAGUGCGGUGGUAUGAUUAGAAGAAAAGGGAUUCGUCGUAAAUAAGUGUGGCGCGUUUGAGAUUUGUUAUUUCUGCGUAUUGCGGUUGUUAUUUUUGAUCCGUGGAAAGAGAAAGUGAACCUGCGAGUUUGAUUGGGCCGGGGAAAAAGUUCUGACGAAUUGGCAUUCGCGCAGAACCAUCCAAAACUGGAACAGAAACCAGACCAGAGGGAAGAUGAGGGUACUGCCAUCGGGGUUGUCGAAUAACAACAACAACGACCAAGUCAUCGUCGAGUUGCCCUGUGAAAAUGAGCGCUUCAUCGCCAGUUGUAGUGCCCGAGCUAAAUUUAGACAAUGGCAUAUAUUAUGUAAAGUGUGCCGGUAAAGCGGCUGCUGCCCGAAAUAACGCAUUCGUUCCGAUCCCGCCAAUUUCGCGAUUGAAUAACAACGAAGACGACGCCGACAACAAAAACAACAGCAACAACGAAAACAAGAACGGUUCAGCAGAAUCGACGACGACCGUGAUACUAUUGAACCGCCCAGGCGGAAGAACAGCAAGAGGUUGCAGCAGAAUUAGCAUAAGUGGUGACGACCUAGCACAACAACAACAUUGUCUGCCGGAACCGGGUGAAGAAGCCAGCAGCGAACGUAGCAGGCGACGGCAACUCGGCGAAAGUUCUCAAGACAACAGCACCACCGAAAAAAGCUGGUGGUGGACAACCAACAAAGGUCACCACAGCAAAACAAACCGACUGCUCAAGUGUGUCUGGAUGUGGUCUUCACUAUCCAACUACUGUCCCUUAUCCCAAUUAUCCCCCCUUUCCCAAGUGUUUAAGUGUCGCGCUGAUUCUCCCCGCUCAAGUGUGAAUGCUAAUGGCAGUGUUUCGCGAGAAGAGAAUAUCAAUUUUAGACCGCGAAACAAGAAGAAGCAAAAAAUGUCCACAGGCAAUCAUCAAUCGUCGUUGACGGUGGUGUCCCAGAUAAGGAAAGCCACUGCUGCUGCAACUGGUCAGCAACAACAGACGAUGGUGCCGGCUGGAGGAGGAGGUUGGUGGUUUGGCUGGAAACUGAUGAUGCUGGCACUGGUGCUAAUUGGAGUUAUUGAUUACUCGGAAGCCGGAACCUGUUGGUUGCGACGGAUGGAGAGCACCGGAAAGUGCAACAAACUAUUCGCCCGCAAUGUGACCCGGGAAAGCUGCUGCCACGCUGGGUCCGCACUGGGCUUCAGCGAUCGGGACAUCAACGAUGUGGAGGUGUUUUUCGUCAAUGCCUUCAACGACGGCAUGGACUGUGGGUCCUGUUUGGAUAGCUGCGAUAAGGCUAAAUGCGGUUUGAACAAACGUUGCAUCAUGAAGAAGGGCCGGCCGAAGUGUGUCUGCGCCCCGAACUGCAAGAGCCCCAAACAGGCCAAGCACUAUCAGCAGAAGCAGAACAUUAAGGUCAUCAGUUUGACCGAAAGUCAGCGAAACCGUGGACAGUAUUUUGAGGCCGGACAGCAGCCACGGGUCCAGUUGGCAGGCGGAAGCAACAGCAAACGAUCGGUUCGGCAUCCGGCGGAUGGCGGAUUUGCCAAUUCCCGGCACAACCCAAGGACUGUUGUAAAAACUAGCAUAAGUGAGAAAUCGACAAGCCAAAGAAGUAGCAGUAGUAGUAAUAGUAAUCGUAAGGAUAAUUUAUUUGAAUCUGUGACAUUAGCGAGUAGUAAAAGUAGAACUGAUAGUUUGGAGUCAAAUGGAGGCGGCGUGUGGCCAACCGAUCGUAUGGUGCUAAUGGCGGACAGUCCCGCUUCGUUGAGUCCUAGCAGCAGUAGUGCCAAUGUGCGGCACCGGAACCGGAAGGUUUCUGCCGAGCUCAAUAGGACGCUUUUGGACGCAGAGACGGCCACCCACCGAGGGCAGCAGCAGAGGCAGCAUCACAGUCGUGAUUUUGGCAAGCCAAGGUUACUGCGGAUACUGCCGGCUGGCUCGGGACGCAACGUUUCACUGACUGUUGGGAGGUCCCGGCAACCGCGGCAGAACGCAGGGGAUAUGUUCUACGUUGGUCCAGUUCCGGUGCCGCAUCGGAAGAACCGGAUGCAUGGGAUGGAUUUGGAGUUUGAGAAUGAAAUAACGCAACACCAUACCGGAUACUACAAUCCCGUUUGUGGAACCGAUGGGAAAACCUACAAAACGGAGUGCCAGAUGAAGAAACGAGCCUGUCGGCAGGAACGAACUUCUCUGGCUGUGGCCUACAAGGGACAUUGUCAAACUUCCUGUCGGUUCGUGCAGUGUCCGGAUGGGAAGCACUGCAUCGAGGACCAGAACGCGAUGCCCCACUGUGUGGCGUGUGCCAUGAACUGUCCCCCGGUGGAUGCCAGGGGAGGUGGACUGGCCAAAUCCGUCGUUUGCGGAACCGAUGGCAUCAGCUACCGGAGCGUUUGCGAGCUUAAACAGAAAGCCUGCCUCAGCGGUCGAGCCAUUCCGGUGGCCUAUCGGGGACGAUGCGUUGAAUCUGCUACCUGUGACACCAUCAAAUGCAAAGAUCGGCAGCACUGUUUGACCGAUUUGAAAACGCAUCGGCCGCGGUGUGUCAGCUGCAGCUACAAGUGCCCCCGGAUGAAGAUGCAUCAACAGCAGCAGCACCAGCAACAGAACCGUCAGAAUCGUAAGCUGUUUGGAAGGGAAGCUGGAAUUUCUGGAAGCCUCGGAAAAGCUCCACACAAAGGUCAAUCGGUGCCAAAUAUCAAACUUUGCGGAACCAACAAUCACACCUAUCACUCGUGGUGUCACAUGUUGCGGGAUUCUUGCCACACCGGUUUCUAUAUCGAUGUCCAGUACAACGGCGUCUGCAGUUUUGGAAAAAAUGGCAUGGCAUCGAAAAAGUUCUCCCUUCCGGUGCAGCACUCGAGUCAAAAACCUUAGCGUACAGCUGGGGGGGGGUGGUGCAGCAGUCAACAGAGGCUAAUGCGUUUUUGCCAGUGGUGGUAUGGCAGCACUGAACACUAAGCUGCGAAAACAGUGUUUGAAGCCAAAAGCAGCUACUUAUGUAUUUACUUUUAAAUAUUUACAAACAAGCAAUCGUUCUGUGAUGGUGCCUGGUUAGAAAUGCAAGCAAAAUUCAACAAAGAAUUUAGAAAAAAAAACUUUUGGUUGCUUACACUUUGUUAGGCGAGUUAUGUUGAAAUUCGGAUACAUCAUUCAGAUUUCAUUUUUUUAAAUUAUUUGAUUAUUGGGAUUUUAACAUCUGUGGGGACAUUCUUUCCUGCAGAUUUUUAUCAUUUUGAUUGACUGUACUUAUCAGGUUAACACCAAUAUUCAAAAACAUGAUUCAAGGGUCUUUAAAUAAGAACUGGAAUUGACUCAUCCCUCCAUUUCGUGUGGUUCAAUUUGGCCUUAAUGUUUUUUGCCUUUCGAUCAAGAUUAAAAAAUUGGCUCAAUGCAAGUUUUCCAUGUACUUUUCCAGGUUUGAAAAAAAUUUAAACAAAGUAUUUCUUUUACGUUUUUUGGCGAAAUUUUCUCAUAAGUGCUCCCAGCAAUUAUAAAAUCGCAUAAGAAAAGAUAACUCAAGUCGUUAACAGCAUUACAACAAAUUGCAAUUCCUAUUAAAUAAGAAACGAAUCGAGAAAAUGGUUACUUGAAAUCGGUUUAAAGCGAAUAUUGUUCUAAAAAAGAUUUUGCUUAAAUUGUUCUCCAUUGCUGGCUUCAAUCGAGAAAACAGCCUUGUUGUUCUGCAAUGUAUAUGAGCCUUGAAACAAGUUUGUUAAGAAAAUUACCUACAUAAAUGUUCGCUAGGUUUGCAUCAGUUUAUUUCCAUUCAAAAGGCUUGAGGUCAUGAAUAUGGAAAUCCAUUUGGGUAACACGUCUUUUAAAAGCACUGCACAACACAACCAAUUUAAAACGAAAUGGGAAAUUUUCCUCUGAAUUUCAAGAAAGUUUAUCAAUUUUUUUCAUUUUGGGGGUCAAACCCCCUCCCUUCCCUCAGGAGGGUUCAAAAAAAGCAAGCGAGGUAUUCUAAUCCACACACAAAAUUUUUAAUUCCCUGACAAAUUUGAAUGAUUGAGUAAGGUUAUUUAAGAGUAAUAAUCUUUAUUCAAAACUUAUGCCAAAAUCUCGAAAACUUAUCCCAGGUUCAGAAUUCUGCUACAGUUUAAAUUUUUUUCAUUUAUUUAAAAAAAAGUCUGUUUGAAAUAUUAAAUUAUAAAUAAAAUAUUUUUAAUUGCUUUGGAGGUUUUGGUUCCAUAUUUUCAAAAACCAAAUUAUGUUACUGUUUUUAUUUUUUGGAUUCUGUAUCCAGUUUGGGAUUCUAAAUUUUCAGUUCGAAUCAUCAUAAGAAAAAAAUGGAAUACUGCUGUGCAAUCACGGUUCAAAUAUUGUUUGGUAUUCUGUGCAACAUUUAAUUUACAAUUUUCGAUUCAAAAAUGCAUUUUGAUUAUUUAGAAAAUAGUUUUCCGAAUAUGACAAAAAAGAAUAUAAGAAUCAUCCUGACUCUUUGUUCACCAUUUAGAUUCGAAGUUCUUAAACUAAACUCUUAUGAAAAACAUCAACUUAACAGAGCUUCGAACUGGCUGUCCAGAAUUAAAAUCUCAGAAUCAGAUUGAUCAUUCAAAAUUAAUUUUAUUUUUUGGCUUUACAAGUCAGAUUCAAACCAAAAACACAAAAAAAAAUAAAUUAAAGCUUCAUGAUUGAGGGCCCUGAAACUUAUUUCACUUCUUGGCUCAUAUUUAAAAAUUCUGACUAACAAUUUUGAUUCAGAAAUCUUUUUUUUUUUGUACAUCUCAGCGAUCGUAUUGAAAUUCGCAAACAGAAUCAAAUUUCAAAUUAUGAAUUUCGAGGGUGAAAACAACAGGUUAAUACCUCACUAAAUAAAAGAUGCAAAAAAAACUAUGAAUUCAGUAUCAAAAUUAAGAUUAAAAAUAAUUAUUCCAAAUUCAGAUUCAGCUCAGAAAUGAGUGCAGUUUUAAAAAUAACAAGAUGAAUAUUUCAUGAAGGAAUUCAAAUAGCAAGAGAUCGUAGACUUAUAACGUUGAAUGUCGGGUUAACUAAAUUCUAGAUUUCAAAUUUUGAAUCACAGUCAGUUUGUUUACACAAUUCAGCUGAAAAUUACAAAUGUAUGUUUUAAAAUUAUCCACUAAAUGUAAUUUAUGAUACAGAUUUUUAAUUAACAGUAUUCACUGAAAAAUAAACAUUCACGUAUAAAAAAUCUGCAGUAAAUGCCAUAUUUUCUUGGUGGAUUGAGUAACUUUUCAAUAGUGCAAUUUUUCAAGAGCCAAAUUUCAAACUUAAUUUUAAAAUUUGAUUUACAAUUUUCAUCGAUGAAAGAAAUCAUAAAAUUUUUCCCAAUAGUUUGGUAGAUUUAUCUUACUUUAUUGAGGCAAAGAAUAAGUUUUUUUUCAAAAAAAUUUAAGGAUUUCAACUAAUUCUUUGCUCAAAUCAAAUACCUUAAAUCUCCCAGAUUCCUAAACAAAUUCAAAAGAUUCAGCCAACAAUGAAAGUAAGUUCCCUAUUUUGUAACUGAAUGCUUUAUUAUGGAAAUUGAACUAACCAUUUCAUUAAUUUUAGUACUUUUUUGCAAAAGUUACUUCUUAAUAUUUCAAAUCUUUUAGUGUAAAUGAACUUUCAAAUGAAUGAUCAAAUAUGUAGUACUAGAGAUUUUUUGACAUUUUUUGUAUAAAUUUAAACAGUUUUCUUGUGCUAAAAUUCAGAUCAAUGACAUUUACGAUCAGAUUUAUUUUCAUCAAAUUUUCAGUACACCGCUGGGGUCUUUUCCAUACAAAUUAUACUAGAAAAAGCAGUUCGAAUUCAAAUACGCAGAGACUGUUUCGGUUGUGAAUGUACCCAAUAAAAAGUUAUGGGGGGCGUGAAAAUUUGUGAAUUGAAAAACUCUUCACAUAAAUACAUCUGGCAGCGGUCUAACCUAACGUUGUCUGAUUGCCCGGUUUUAUAUUGGUUUGCCCGGAUAUUUAAUACAAAAUUUUAGAAAAGUUUGGUCCGGCCUUAUUAUAGGAUUUCAUUUAAAAAAUAGUUCGGGAUUUGCCCAGAUUUAUUCAUUUCAUUUACCAAACCGUACAAAAAAAAAAAAAAAAUUGUGUUAAAAAAAUUUUUUAUUUAUGCGGCCAAAUCGAAAUUUUCGAGCAAAUUUUACAGAUUAUUUUUGAAAGGUGUUUUGGAAGCCUAAAAUACAAUUUAAAACCUGCUGAUGAGUUUUGAUGAAAAAACUUUGUAUCCAAGCUUUUUUUCUUGAUUUUUGUUAAAAAAAAAUUUUUUAAAAAGAUUUUUGUUGAGAAAAUCUUGAACAAAUUUUCCGGGAUAUUGCCCUUAUAUUUUGUCGACAAUUUCUAAAGCAAAUGUCCGGAUUUUUCCAGGUUUUCAGAUAAAAUUGCCCGGAUUUGUCUGGCCCGGAUAUGUAUCGAAAAAAUUCUGACCUCAGUCUUACCCAGAUAGUAUUCGUUCUGUGAAUUGAAAUUGCUUCUUAAAACUUGCUUAUUUAUUUUUAAUUUAUCAAAUUAAGAAUAUUAAUGCUCCAAUCCUUUCAAAUGGUCUUAUAAAACUAUUCAAAAAUCUAAGUUCUUCAUCCUAAUUGUGAACAUUUUAGAAAAUUGGUUUAUGAUUUAGAAUGUAGAAGAACUAAACUAAUGCUUAAAAUAGAAGCUGUGUUAAAAAAAAACUACGUUUAAAUAUGGUUAUUUUAAGAUCUGGAUUGCCCAGUUUUAUCCGGAUUUGCCCGAAUUUUUUAUACAAAAUUUUAGAACAGUCUGGCCUGGUCCGAUUGCCUGGAUUUCAUUGAAAAACGCCCGGACUUUGCCCGGAUUUUUUCACUUUAUUUGUCAAAUAAAACAAAAAAAAAUUGUUGUAAUUUUUUUUUAUUUAGCUACAAAAACAGAAAUUUUUGAGCAGAUUUUGCAAAAAUAAUCAUGAAAGGAUUUUUCGAAGAUUAAAAUACGAUUUCAAAAGUGUUUUUGAAUUUUGAUGAAAACAUUUUUUUUUUCAAUUCUUUAAUCAUAAUUUUUGUUGAUUAAUUGCUAGGUUUUGACAAAAUUUGCCCGGUUAUUGCCCGGAUUUUUGGUUUUGAUUUGGAAAUUAAAUGCCCUGAUUUUGCCAGGUUUUUCAAAAAAAAAUUGCCCGGAUUGUCCGGCCCGGAUACGUGUUGAAAAAAUUCUGGCAACCUUAGGUUGUUUACAAGGCUUUAUUUUAUUUAAGAAUUUUCCGAGCAGCCUUUUAUGCCAAAAUUCUUCCUCAUUUUGUCAUCAUGCUCUGCUAGUAAAUUUGAUGAAAAGUGGUAUAAUGUCAGAAUUCCGGUGUAAAUUUUCAUAAACGGAUACCAAAGCUAAACCCAUUGUAGAUUUCACUAAAAAAAACUUCACUAAAUCCUUUAUGAUACCUUGAUGAGUCAUCGCUUCAAAAUUAGGUUUGAGAGCUCAACGAUGCCAGUUUGAGGUUUCAUGUACAACCAAAAUUUGGCAACGUUGAGCUCUUGAAACAUCUAAAGAAAUGGCAUCUUAACAAGGUAUUAAUUAGUCUUUUUACCAACCAAAAAUUUGGCAUAGCUGUACUAUCUAUAUUGAAAAAUUGAGUACAAAAAUUAUACCACCUUUAUUUGGCUAAAAUGAUAUCCAUUUUUUUU
Uranotaenia lowii is the source of this 8193-nucleotide messenger RNA. RefSeq lists its product as uncharacterized. The transcript is spliced from 8 exons. Gene Ontology annotation, biological process: anatomical structure development. Bases 903 to 3494 code for a protein of 863 amino acids. Lineage: Eukaryota; Metazoa; Arthropoda; Insecta; Diptera; Culicidae. The record is from RefSeq and is a predicted model, not a curated record. Gene Ontology annotation, molecular function: calcium ion binding; protein binding; collagen binding.